Molecule: messenger RNA, 3102 nt
Organism: Melopsittacus undulatus (budgerigar)
Lineage: Eukaryota; Metazoa; Chordata; Aves; Psittaciformes; Psittaculidae
Gene: ASNSD1
Product: asparagine synthetase domain containing 1
Exons: 3
Coding region: 32-1936 (634 amino acids)
Molecular function (GO): asparagine synthase (glutamine-hydrolyzing) activity
Source: RefSeq, a predicted model, not a curated record
GAGAAAUAGUUCAUCUGAAUUCAAAGUCACCAUGUGUGGUAUUUGUUGUGUUGUUACCUUGUGUAGCCAGCAUGCUAUUCACGAUUUUUUUAACAAAGACAUACUCUACCAUCUUAGAAGAAGAGGACCAGAUAGUAGCCAGCAGUUGAUAAAAAGUGUGCCUGAUCUCCCUUAUGAGUGUCUGUUUUCUGGCCAUGUACUUCACUUGAGAGGACUCGUGACUCCUCAGCCUCUGCAAAAUGCCAAUAGCAAUAUUUUUCUUUGGAACGGAGAAAUCUUCAAUGGAGUGCAUGUAGGAGAUCUAGAAAAUGACACUGAAGUUAUGUUUCAACAUCUUGCAUUAUGCAGUAGUGAAGAGGACAUGUUAUCACUAUUUUCAUCAGUUCGGGGUCCGUGGUCUUUUAUUUAUUAUCAAGCAUCUAGACACACUUUAUGGUUUGGUAGAGAUUAUUUUGGUCGCCGCAGUUUGCUUUGGCAAUGCAGCAAUGAGAUUGACAGCGCUUUUUGUCUUACAUCUGUAAGUGCUUAUUCUGAAUCAGGUCACCCAUGGCAAGAAGUCCCAGCAUGUGGAAUUUUCAAAAUCGAUCUCAAAGCUUGCACAGCAACUAAAUCUUGGUCUUUAACAUUGUUUCCAUGGAAGUACAGCUGCACAGAGAAAGCAGUAGAAGAAAUAUUCAUUAAUGUUCUGGACCAAGUUUCAAAACACUUACCAAACCACAUGCGUGUUGUAAUGAAUGAAUCAAAACUGUGUCUCAGAGCACCAGUUAUCCCCUUAAAUAAAACAAUUUCUGAAGCUUCAGGUCAAUGUCCAGGCACUAAUAUUAGCAACAUCACUCAUACGGUUUCUGUAGAAACCCUUCAAGGAUUUCUUGCAGAGGAGCACAAGAAAAAGUUAAUUUGUCAGUUUAUUGAUGUUUUAAAUGAAGCAGUAAAGAGACGGGUUUUAUCUCUAUUUAGAGCUGAAGAUCAGGAAACAAGAGAAGUUCCAAGCAUGUCUAACAGGAAAGCACAUAUUGCAGUGCUCUUUUCUGGUGGCAUUGAUUCCAUGGUUAUUGCAGCCCUUGCUGAUAAACAUGUACCUUUGGAGGAACCGAUAGAUCUUCUCAAUGUAGCUUUCAAGCUGAAAGAACAAGCUAAGCAAAGGGGUACCUCUAAAAACCAUACCAGCGGGGAGGUACAGUUUGAUCUGUUGUGUCCUCAAGAAAGUUGUCAUGAUCUUGAUGCUAAAACUUGUGCUUGUUUCUCUUGCUUUGAUGCUCCUGACAGAAUCACUGGUAGGGCAGGACUGAAAGAAUUAGAGGCCAUUAACCCUUCAAGAAAGUGGAACUUUGUGGAGAUCAAUGUUACACCAGAAGAGUUGAAAAAAAUGCGACAACAACGCAUUAAUCACUUAAUUUAUCCACUGAAUACAGUCUUGGAUGACAGCAUUGGCUGUGCAAUCUGGUUUGCUUCCAGAGGGGAGGGUUUUAUUAGUAACCAAGGAGAGCUGAAACCAUAUAGAAGUCCUGCAAAGGUUGUGCUUACAGGCAUUGGAGCAGAUGAACAGCUUGCUGGCUAUUCUCGACACCGUGUUUGCUUCCAAAAAUAUGGCUUCAAGGGUCUGAAUGAAGAACUUGAAAUGGAGUUAGAUCGCAUUUCUUCCAGAAAUCUUGGUAGAGAUGAUAGGAUUAUUAGUGACCACGGAAAAGAAGCCAGGUUUCCUUUUCUUGAUGAAGAUGUUGUUUCAUUCCUCAAUUCUCUGCCCAUCUUGGAAAAAGCUGACUUGACUUUACCUCGAGGAAUUGGUGAGAAGUUGCUUCUGCGUCUUGCAGCCAAGGAGUUUGGCCUCACAGCCUCAGCCAUUUUGCCAAAAAGAGCUGUACAGUUUGGAUCUCGGAUUGCAAAGCUAGAGAGCAACAGUGAGAAAGCAUCUGACACAUGCAGCAGACUGAAGUAAUUUUCAGUAGAUGAACUAUAAAGCUACAUCUUAAGAUGUUGCAUUUAUUCUAUAUGCAAUUUCAGUAAAUCUUUUGGAGUUUUCUUAAAAUGUUUGGUCUGUUUUUUUACACAUUUAGGCAUUACCAUUAAGCAUCAAAGUAAUGCACAUAGAUGUGAACUUGUACUAUGAAGGCAUUCAUGGAGGGGAAGAGAGGAUAGCUAGAGGCUGGCUUUCCUAACUGAUGUCAGUGGCACAAAAAGUAUGGAUCUGUCUGGUCUGUCAUGUAUAUUGAGUUCAGUAAAGGACAUCUGUUGUAGAACAGGGCUGGUCCUGCAGCUGUACUUUAGGAGAGGGUUUAGGCUGUGGUUUUAGAAGGGAAGAUGCAGUAAGGAGCUGGUCUGAAACGCCACAGCCAAAAAGAGCUGAGUUUCUUAAGCCUUGUUGCCUCUUAGGAGAUCUGCGCUUUAAGCAUCAUGCUUGGCCACAUACCCCCUGGGUGCUUUGGGGCAUCCCAUGCAGCUUUGCAGCCAGUUCUGCAGGGCUGCCUUGGUUGGUGGUCCUCUGCUCCUAGAGAAACUGGGAAGUUCCAUACAAACUGUUCUUUGUCCCUCCUUGGCUCCCUAGCUUGCUACCUCUUCUUUUAACUUUAGCUUGGCUACUUCUAAAGUUGCAAAGCAUCCAUUGUGUACUUCAAUAUAUGAAUGGGCUUCCUCUGAAGAAAAGCAUGAGUUAGCUUGUCUUCCUAAAUGCAUAUGAAAGGAUUGCAAAGUUAAUAUAAGAAAGACUGCAUAUGAGCUCGCCAGUGUUUUUUGUAAGUUUGGAGCUUAGUACAAAACAUGUUACCUUACAGUUCUAGUUUUUGUGUUUGUCCAAUCAAAUAGAGAAAGGAAAAAUACCAGAAAAAAAAAGGGUUAUUACGUGUAAAACAUACGGAUCAUUGGACCUCAUGCAAGCGGACAGGGAAUGCUGUAGAUGAACGUGUUUCCAAAAGAGCUCAUCUUCCACUGUGGUAUUGAAGUGAUGGGUCAGAUUUUCAAAAGUCCACUGUAAUUGUAAGUUCCCUCUAAAGCUAGCAAGAGCUGCAUUGUUUUAGCCAGCCUCUUCCUGCAGCAAAAAAACCCAACCCUGUUUCUUUUUUCUUAUGUGUUAUGCCUAUAAUAAAGACCAAAUGUAGACCUCUCUUA